Molecule: messenger RNA, 1161 nt
Organism: Suillus clintonianus
Lineage: Eukaryota; Fungi; Basidiomycota; Agaricomycetes; Boletales; Suillaceae
Product: porphobilinogen deaminase, dipyromethane cofactor binding domain-containing protein
Exons: 3
Coding region: 54-1073 (339 amino acids)
Biological process (GO): heme biosynthetic process
Cellular component (GO): cytoplasm
Molecular function (GO): hydroxymethylbilane synthase activity
Source: RefSeq, a predicted model, not a curated record
UGGAAAUCAUUUAACGACCCAUCUACACAGAAUUGAUAAUCUAUACACGCACCAUGGCCUCAAGUUCAAGAACAUCAUUCGUGCUAGCUUCUCGCGCAUCCAAACUCGCGCAGAUCCAAACGAACAUAGUCAGAGAUGACCUCGAGGCCGCUUUUCCGUCCCUUUCAUUCGGUACGUCAUUUAUGACGACUGAAGGCGACAAAAACCAAUCCCAAGCGUUGUACCUACUCGGAGGGAAGGCGCUAUGGACCAAAGAACUCGAGGUUGCAUUGAAGGAGAAUGUGGUAGAUAUGCUUGUGCACAGUAUGAAGGAUGUGCCCACGACCCUUCCGGAUGGCUGCGAAAUCGGGGCCAUUUUGGAGCGAGAGAAUCCUGUUGAUAGUCUUGUGGUGAAGCAGGGCUUGCCCUACAAGGCUCUGGAAGAUUUGCCGGAAGGAAGCGCCGUGGGUACGAGCAGCGUCAGGAGAGUCGCGCAGUUGCGGAGGAAUUUCCCCGGCUUGGUAUUUCUAGACGUCCGAGGAAAUUUAAACACCCGCCUUGCGAAGCUCGAUGCCCCCGAUGGUCCUUAUACAGCACUUAUACUGGCCAAAGCCGGUCUUGUACGGCUAGGCAUGGGGGAUCGCGUCACGGCAGAUCUCACCGCACCGACACUAUUUCAUGCCGUCUCUCAAGGUGCCUUGGCAGUUGAGAUCCGCGCAGACGACCAGGAAGCACGGGAACUGUGCAAAACGCUGACCCACCAGGAAACACAAUGGAAAUGCCUCGCAGAGAGGGCUUUACUGAGAGAACUGGAAGGUGGAUGUAGUGUUCCUGUUGGCGUCUCUACGUCGCUAUCGCAGAUUGAUAAAAGCACUGGGGAAUUCACGCGCGCAGUCCUCACGAUAACGGGUUGCGUUACAUCACUUGAUGGUUCCGUCCACGUCCAAGACACCCUUUCGCAGGAAGUUGAGAGCAUACAGGGCGCAGAGGAGCUGGGUAGAAAGCUUGCAGCGUUAUUGAUGUCGAAUGGUGCCAAGGCAAUAUUGGACGACAUCACAAAAGAUAGACAGAAGAGAGCUAGUGAAGCAGAGUAGGCAGAAAUGUUAGGAUUGCAAGUUGAUUUACAUUUCAUAUACAAUAUCGUAUGUACAACGAACGAAACGCACUUGUCGACAAUUCGAA